This is a messenger RNA of Aspergillus heteromorphus CBS 117.55, 1563 nucleotides long. Its product is annotated as putative amino acid permease family protein. Gene Ontology annotation, molecular function: transmembrane transporter activity. The transcript is spliced from 3 exons. The record is from RefSeq and is a predicted model, not a curated record. NCBI's taxonomy places the organism in Eukaryota, Fungi, Ascomycota, Eurotiomycetes, Eurotiales, Aspergillaceae. Gene Ontology annotation, cellular component: membrane. The coding region runs from base 1 to 1563 and encodes 520 amino acids. Gene Ontology annotation, biological process: amino acid transport; transmembrane transport.
AUGGACUUGGAAAACCACGGCCCGAUCAAACCGAUCCAAUCGGUCGACCAGAGCGUCCAAGAUGCUCACGACCUCGCGGCCAUGGGCCAUGACCAGGCCAUGAGUCGCAAAUUCGACAUGUGGAGCAUGCUCUCGCUCGCUUUUUGUGUCCUAGGAACCUAUUCAACUUUUGCUCAGGAUCUCGACAGUGGCCUCACCAAUGGCGGUCCGGUGACCAUUCUCUGGGGUCUGGUGCUGGUUACUGUAUGUAACCUGUGUGUGGCCGUUUCCCUGGGGGAGCUGACCAGCAGCAUGCCGACCGCGCUCGGCCAGGCGUAUUGGGUGUUCCGGCUGUGGGACACCCCGCUCGGUCGGUUUGCCUCGUACAUGUGUGCGUGGAUCAACACCUUCGGAUGGUGGACCUUGACCGCCUCCCAAGUCGCCUUCAUGGCUGAGUUCCUGCUGGGGAUGAAGUUUGUCGUCUACAUCGGCGUGGUCUUCGUGUUGACAGUCAUCAACCUGGUCGGCUGUCGGAGAGAGAAGAUUCUUCCCUGGCUGAACAACUUUGUCGGGAUCUGGUUCACCGCCCUGUUCGUCGUGCUGUCCCUGGCUCUUCUCAUCUCGGUCGGGGUGAAGAAGGGACUCACCUUCCAGCCUGCUUCCUUCGUUUUCGGGGAGUGGAUGAACGAGACCGGCUGGGAGAACGGCGUCGUGUGGUUCACCGGCUUGGUCCAGGCUGCGUACGGUCUGACAGCCUUCGACGCGGUCAUCCACAUGGUCGAGGAAAUCCCCGCGCCGCGUCGCAACGCCCCCAAGGUCAUCUGGAUGUCUGUCCUCAUGGGUGCCAUCACCGGUUUCAUCUUCAUGGUGGUCUGCUUGUUCUGCAUCCAGGACGUCAACGAGGUCAUCAACUCGCCGACCGGGCUGCCGUUUAUGGAGCUGAUGGUGGAGACUGUCGGCCUGGAAGGGGGAGCCGUCCUCAUCGCACUGUUCAUUUUCAAUGGUCUCGGACAGGGGAUCAGUAUCUUGACCACCGCGUCGCGGCUGACGUGGGGUUUCGCGCGCGAUGGCGGCCUGCCGUGGAGCGGAUACUUCAUGCACAUCGACCCGGUGUGGAAGGUUCCCGCGCGGGCGCUGUGGUUCCAAGGCGUGCUGAUCGGGCUCGUGGGAAUCCUGUACCUGUUCGCCAACACCGUCCUCGAGGCGAUCCUCAGCGUCAGCACCAUCGCAUUGACCAUCUCGUACGGCCUUCCGAUUGCCGCCCUGCUGGUGGUGGGACGCGACAAGCUGCCCCCGGGGCAUUUCCACCUCGGACGGUGGGGGGCGCUUAUCAACUGGAUCAGCGUCAUCUACUGCCUCAUCACGACCGUGUUUUUCCUCUUCCCCUCGUCCCCGAACCCAUCGCCCAGCGACAUGAACUAUGCGAUCGCCGUGUUUGGGGUAAUGCUCGUGGUGGCGGUGGCGUUCUGGUUCAUCCAAGGCAGCAGCACGUACCUGAAGACGGAGGACGCCAUCAACCAGAUGAUCCAAGCCCAGCGGUUUGAGGUUGAGACGGCGGAGCAGUCGGACGAGAAGAAGGAAUAG